AAAAGACGAUGCGCCUUACGUUCACCGAAGGAUUGAGUCCGUCAGAGGAACCUCUAGUCGUUACUUUGUCUGUCGAUGCAUCUCCAGGCUGUGGUGGGAUCGUCUGGCCCGCAGGACAGAUCCUGUCCAACUAUCUCGUACGAACACUCCGCUCGUUCCUUCAAGGUAAAACGGUUCUUGAGCUCGGAAGUGGUACCGGCCUUGUAGGAAUCGUCGCAGCAAAACUUGGCGCAAAGGUCUACGUUACAGAUCAAGCCCCGCUGUUAGAUAUCAUGCGACGCAACGUCCUGAGAAACAAUCUCGCUUCGUCCUGUACUGUCUCCGAACUCAACUGGGGAGAACCGACACCCGCUGAUAUACCCGCUCCGGACGUGGUUCUCGCAGCGGACUGUGUAUACUUCGAACCAGCAUUCCCACUCCUGGUACAAACACUCUGCGACAUUUACGAGAACAAGCCCGAAAUACUCUUUUGUUACAAGAAAAGACGAAAGGCUGACAAACGAUUCUUUGCGAUCUUGAAGAAAAGCUUCUCAUGGGAACAGGUGAUACUUUGCUGCUAGUUUUCUACUUUGAUCUAAGCUCUCUUGGAUUCCAGGUUAUGGAUGAUCCAGACCGCGAAAUCUAUAACAGGGACUCCAUUACGCUCCUACGACUUUACAAGCUGAAAUGAACGGUGUCUCCGGCGGGGAUGCAAUUGAGCUCGGAGGGCAGCAACGGGUAUUCGUACAUACAUACUUCAGGAGGCCACAGGAAUCGUUUUAAUCUGAAAUAAUCGUCAACAGAAUGGAGACAUGAAAAACAAAGCCAAGCGUACCUGCAGACCAUGAAUGCCUUCUAUCUCUUGCUUCAGCGUCUCCGUCACGAGUCUAUGCUGCUUCACAAUAGGCAAUCCUUUGAAAGACUGAGAGGCGAUAGUAAUGGCAUAAAAGGUCCCGCAACCACCUAUUACAGAUAAU
This is a messenger RNA of Guyanagaster necrorhizus, 956 nucleotides long. RefSeq names its product S-adenosyl-L-methionine-dependent methyltransferase. The record is from RefSeq and is a predicted model, not a curated record. The transcript has 6 exons. Bases 9 to 560 code for a protein of 183 amino acids. Lineage: Eukaryota; Fungi; Basidiomycota; Agaricomycetes; Agaricales; Physalacriaceae.